AUGCACUCGGAUGAAGAUGAACUCACCGACUCCAGCCACUCAAACGAGGUAUUUAUGACCGAAGUGUCGCCCUUGCCAAUCAGCACCAAUUUCAAUGAAAAUCAGCCGUCAACGUCUUUCUCUGUCCCCGACAGCAGCUCAAUGCGAUCUCAAUUUAGUGUUGGUGAACCGCGGUAUGCAACCAAUGAGGUCCAACAACUAGAUACUAGUGAGUUUCUCAGUUUCUAAUCCUUGAUCUUGGUGCGAUGGAGAGAAUAGGUCGAUUGAACACGAUGAUGAAUUAUUUAUUAGUCUAGACUAAUCUGUCAACUAGUCUGUCGAAAAAAUAAUGAGGGCAGUGUCGCUGGGCUGAUCGCGUAGUUGAAGUCGAAAGAAAUUUGAUUUUGCUGCGACACAAUUCAUUUUCUCGGCGGCGAUGCGAUUUUUGAUGCGACAGAAUGCUCAUUAUUUUCCCGACGAUAAUUACAGCAGACAUAAUGCGACGAUAGACUGGCAUGGCAAACUUAUUCUGUAAAAAUCUUAUAAUUUUAGCGGCUCUCUCGUAUCCACAGCCCUUUUUCAAUCCGCAACCACUCCAAAUGAACCCUCAGCUGAAUCUCCUGUCCAACAUGGCGGCUCCAAACACCGCUGACUCCCCGCUCUGGGAUCAAUGGAUGUGUUUGUUGGCCAAGAAUUUGACCCAUUCCCAAUGGCACGCCUAUUGGCAUGCCUACGCCGCGCUCUUCGGAGUCAACGCGCUGCCGACGAGACUUAGCUUUUUCAACGACUUCUUUUGGCUGGGCCGAGAUUCAAUGGAGGGAAUGGGACAAUCAGCCCACGGGGAUUUACUGGCAGUUCAUCGGUUUUGUAAGUCCACAUAUAAGAAGCCACUAACAGCCGUUGAAAAUUGGGAUUACCCCAAUUUUUGCGACCAUGAACCGUUCAUCUCUUGAUCUCUUUGUAAUGGAUCCCUGUUGUUUUAUUUACUCAUUGCCGAAAACAAAAAGUCCCCCUGCUUUAAGCGUCCUCGCGAACAGGUGGCAUUCCCCCCAAAGUCUUCGUUUUUCUCGAGGAAAAAAUUCAACAAUAAAACAGCAAUAAAGAGGGGAGGAAUGCACAAGCAUAAUAUGUGUGAUAAGGAGUGGGAAGGGGAGGGCAGAGCGAUCCGGCUGGAUCCAGUCGGGAUGCAGAGGGAAUUCUGUGAUUGAUUUGUGUUUUAUUUGCCAAAACUGACUCAGUCCAGGAACUCGGUUCUUGGUGUUUUUUCGCAACCCUCCCGGAAGGUCUUGAGAGGGGUUUUGAGGAGGAUGUUGAGCGAAAUUUACUCGCCGGGUUUUGAAAAUGAUGACUCAGUGGGGGUUUUAUGGUCUGUCAGAUUGUCGGGAAAAUAACGAGCAAAGUGGUUGAGCCGAUGGUGUCGCUGAAGUGAAAAGAAAUUUGACUUUUCUGCUACACAAUUCAUUUUCUCGGUGGCGAUGCGAUUUGCGAUGCGACAGAGAGCUCAUUAUUUUCCCGACAGACUGAUAUCUUCUAAUAAUGUGUGACUCUUUAAUUUUGCUGAAACUUGGAAAAAAUUUGAAAAAAAGUUGCCAAAACGGUCGAGAUUUUUAACUGGAAAAUUGAAAAAAAUAAUUUUUUUCUACAUGGGAAUCUCAAUUUUUACAAUGUAUCAGAUAACAAAAAAGCAAAAUUUUUCAGCGAAAAUUAACCGUUUUCUCUACGGAAUUUGACAGAAUACAGUCUUUCGUAAAAGUUCGACACGUACUUGCCGUACUUUUCAUUAAAAUUCAAACCGUAAAAUUCGCCUUCAACCUUUACCUUUAUUUUUCAAAAAAACCAACCUUUGUAACACGACUUUAACAUCCCACCUGUUUGUCAUGCCAAACCGAACACACAAAUUCUUUCAGCGUUUUGAAAAUUGCGUGAGCGGCCGCCAUUGCCCGAAAGGUUGUGCCGAAAAACCCAACCCUAAAAUUAAAUCUAACCUAAUUUCUGGUCUGAUUAAUCUUUUUCGAGCCGGCCUUGUUGUUUGUUUUAACUUCCAGCACGCCUAUGACUACUCUCCGCCGUUUAUUUCCAAUUUAUUGGGAUUGUGUGCAGAGGGCACGUAGAGUGGGUGCGUUACGCUUUUCACAACAGGCUAAUUUCUAAUGUUUAUGUGUUUGUCUAUGCGUAAUUGGGUUAGGAACGUUGGCACUAACUUCUCGGAGCAAGAGUUCGGACGUCUGCGCUUGAAGCGAGAGAAUAAUAUAAUAUAAAAUUUCAAUUUGCUUAGCAAUGCGGAGUGAAAUAGGGCAAACCUAGCGCUGACAAAAGUUAUUGUCAAAAUUUUUUUUGUAUGUUCAUCUCUCUUCAUUUUACGUACUCUCUCGUAACAGUACCUUCAAUUAUGACCGACUAGGACAACGGCGAGCUAAAGUUUUGAGCGAUAUUUUUGCAUCCUAGUUUUCAGACUGCCGGGAAAGUAAUCAGCAUUUUGUCGCAUCGAAAUCGCAAUCGCAUCGUCGCCGAAAAAAUUUUUUGUAUCGCGAAAAAAUCAAGCUUAUUUUUACUCCAGCGACGCGGUCGGCGCAGCGACUUUGUGCUUAUUAUUUUCCCGACAGCCUGAAAAAUUAUAAUAAAUAUAUGUAGACCAAGUUUUGAGAAGCUCAAGUGGGCCAAGUUAUCGGACUCUUCCUGGCCAUAUUGCCCGUCUACAGUUAGAAUUUUCUAAAUAAUUUAGUUCUACGGCCGCUAGGACGGACCAUACCGCCCUUGGACACAUUUCUGAGUCCGUUCUGUGGGUUGCAACAGCAAUUUCCGUCUCUUUAUUACGUCGACCCGACACGAGACGUGCGAAGAACAGGUUCAAAAAGUCUCAUCGGGAAAAGCGUUCGCCGGAUCAGGAAGCCGUAGACAUAAAACGGCGUGUUGAACGUCGAAAAAACAGGAACGAAAGGGAGGAGGAAAAUUUUUUGGCCCACCUGUCCCGACCCUCAGGGGCUUUUGAUCCGACGGGGCGAAAAUCGGCUUUUUCUGGCCAUGAAAUGAAAAAAAAUUUUUUUGUUUUUUCUCGCCGAACGGCCGAAUGGCAUAACUUUUGUUGCUGAUGUUUCGUUUUGUGGUACAUAAGGCUAAAAUUAACGACUUUUUCGGGGCUCGUUGUUGUUUAAUUUUGCCAAAUUUACUCUACUUUACGAGCCUGUUACGCCUUCUUUCUUAUCACCCCCGAAACAAAAGAUCUCAUCCUCUCGGGCAAGGGCGCUGGCUACGGACUUUAUGCCUCUCAAUAAUAAUUGUUCGAGACGGCCGCAUGUUUUCUAAUUUCAAGUUGCUAGGCUAAGGACCCCCUUCCUGAACGAAAUUUCGCCGGCUGACUCACUCCCCGAAACAUCUACGUCGUUUUCCCGACCAUUUCGUUGGGGGAAAAAUGAAAAAAGUAUGUCGGGCGCGAAGUUUUAAACAAUCCUAUCAAAUUUCAUCGGGGUCUAAUUUGGAGAUUAGCGAGGAGCUCGUGAUUAGUUUGGCUCUUCCGGACAUGUGGUUAAUCUGCUUGAUCAGAGGGGAGAGUGUUGUUAAGUUGAAGGCAAGAAAUUUAAAUGGGGAUUUUGGAUGCCGGAUUCUGUAGGAUUUUUGAUCACAAACCGGGCUUUUUAUAUGGAAAUUUCUGGAGGCGCGAGGCUCGGAUUUCUUUCAAAUUUUGCACGUAUGUAUAUUCUGCAUAGGCAAAAAAUUAAUAAUUGAAAAUUAAAUUUUAGUUCCAGCCUUGCAGCUGAGAGGUUCAGCGAUCUUUUAACUAGAGUGUACGAAAAAAGAGGAGGGUUGGUCAGACAAAAAUUUUUUUGGCAGAAACUUUCUCAAAGUCCCUCAAAAAGAAUCUAUUUUACUAUCUGUUUGUCGGGAAAAUAAUGAUAAUUCUGUCGCAUCAAAAACCGCAUCGCCGCCUAGGAAAUGAGUUGUGUCGCGGCAAAAUCAAAAUUCUUUUCACUUCAACGGCACACCGGGAUUUUGUUCAUCAUUUUCCCGACAGACUGCUAGUCAGUUUACAAAAAACUCGGUCCCCAAAAUCAAGCGGCGAUUUUCGCUUACCUAACCGCAAAAUCAAAGUUAUUUAUACAAUCCUCGAAGCCCCAACGUAUUUUACCGCAUCCCCAGCCCGAACCGGCUCCAGAUUCCAGGAGGCCCGUCGAUUCCCUUUCGUUUUCGGCUAAUGUUGUUUUGUCAAGGCGAAUUCCCUUAAAAACCGGCGUCUUCCAACCCUCUUCCUCAUAUUCCUUGCCGCCGAAGAACCCUCGGAUAACAUUUAAGUGGGCCUGACGCCACUUUGUGUCCGCAACCCAAAAAAGUUUUAGUUUAGGUUCAAAAAACAGCAGAUUUAUGUCAUGGGCGGCGGGUGGGGACAAUGUAUUUUUUGUAAAAAAAAACUUGUAAGACAUGCCCUUUCGCUGUACGAAAGCCCUUUAGGGCAUCCGCACUAAAGUCCUUUUAGGGCAUUCGCACCGAAUUUAAAGUAUGUUUUGCGCGCCAAAACAGGUGAAUUUUUGUCUGCUUUGCCGUAGGGGGAACAACAGAUGGUUCUUGAGGGGCCGUAAAUGGCGGUAAUUGAUACGAUUGUACGUGUUCAAAAAGUGUGUUUGAUUUUUGCUCUUUCUUAUUUUGGAAGAUUACAUUAUCAAAGGAUUUGUUGGGAGGAAAGGGCGCUAUGGGAAAGCAACAUCAAGAAAAUGAUGAUAUUAGGGCAUUUCGAAACUGUAAAGUAGUCUUUGACCGAAGUAGGACAUAAAAAUUUUAAUGGAGAAAAAAUCCCGUGAUACAAUUAAUUUUCUCAGCAGCGAUGCGAUUUUCGAUGCGACAAAGUGCUCAUUAUUUUCCCGACAUCCUGAAAAAUCUUCGAUUUUUUGAAAAAAUUGUUUGUUAUAAAAAGUGCCCAAAAGUCUCCGCCGAAUACACUGCUUUCCGCGUUGACGGAGAAAAUGAUUUUCAUAGGCCAAAAACCGCCCAUAUUCUUCUUUAUCCUGCAGAAAAAAUUUUUUGGAUAUCUUGACUGAGAAAUUGACAAAAGUUUUCCCCGGAAUUUCUUGAAACACCCUGUAUAUGGCUUUAUCAUCCAUUCGAAUUUUGACGUAUAAUCUCGCGAAAUAUUUGCCAUUUAUAAUACACCUUACUCGACCUGUCACAGAAAUUAUCCGCCCCUCCUUCUUCCACUACCUCAAGAAGCUGUCGUAGUUCAACAUUCGGCGAUUCCUUCGAUUGGUUCUGUGCGAAACGAUGGGAAACGCCCAAGCCAGCCACGCCAAUCAGAUGAUUGCGGCGCCGCCGCGACGCAACCCCCACUUCUCGGACUACCAGAUCACGUCCGUCGGCCCGAACCAUCACGUCAUCCACAACGGUGGGUAGCGGUUUUCGCAUUCGUGUACUUCGAUGUCUAGGGAUGUGAGUGUGCCCGUGGUGUCGUAG
This is a messenger RNA of Bursaphelenchus xylophilus (pine wood nematode), 5415 nucleotides long. Lineage: Eukaryota; Metazoa; Nematoda; Chromadorea; Rhabditida; Aphelenchoididae. The record is from the annotation of a GenBank genome assembly.